Molecule: messenger RNA, 1030 nt
Organism: Daktulosphaira vitifoliae (grape phylloxera)
Lineage: Eukaryota; Metazoa; Arthropoda; Insecta; Hemiptera; Phylloxeridae
Product: thioredoxin, mitochondrial
Exons: 1
Coding region: 159-572 (137 amino acids)
Cellular component (GO): cytoplasm
Molecular function (GO): oxidoreductase activity, acting on a sulfur group of donors, disulfide as acceptor
Source: RefSeq, a predicted model, not a curated record
UUGUUGACACACUUUUUGUUUGGCGUUUAACUACUUUAUGUGUACUGUCUAUAAGUUCAAUUAUAGGAUUGAUUGCAUUAUUUUCUGCUUAUGUCAUGAGUCAAAAUAUUGUACCACAAAUUAAAUCUUGGAUAUUAUAGAAAAAGAAAAUACUUGUAAUGUCACACAAUCGCUUUAAUUAUUUUAAAAAAGUCUAUCGAUUGGCCAAACGUUCUAUUUCGGUAGAUUAUUCUAGUCGUAAAUCAUUCGUAGUUAAUGGAAGUGAAGACUUCAUACAAAAUGUGUUAAAAAGCAAUAUUCCUGUGAUUGUGAAUUUUCAUGCUGAAUGGUGUGAACCUUGUUCAACUUUAACACCUAUGUUAAACAAAUUUAUUGGAGAUUCAACAUCAGUUAAUUUGGCAAUAGUUGAUGUCGAAAAAAAUGCUGAUUUAGUUCAUACAUUUGAAGUGAAAGCAGUUCCAGCUGUUUUAGCUAUACGCAAUGGUCAUGUUAUUGAAAAGUUUAUUGGCCUUAUUGAUGAAAAUAUGAUCAAAGAAAUGAUAAACAAAAUGUCAAAAACAGAAGAAGAGUAGCUACCAAUAAUAUUGAAGUGACCUGAUGAAUUGUGUUAAUUUUUUAUUAUAAUUUUAUCAUUAGAUUAUUUACCGCAUUAAAACAUUCAAGCAAAAACACAUUUUGUAUUAUGUUAAUAAAUUAUAAUAAAAUAAUAUGUUCUAUUGAAGUAUCUAUAAGAUAUUAAAUAAAUGUUAAAAGCUAAUGAACUUAAAAGUAUUAAUUUACUUACAAUUAACAUUUUUUUAUCUAUUUUUAAUUUUAAAUUAAUUAUUCUUACAAAUUAUUUAUAAAUGAUCUAGAUGACUAACUCUCUGUUAAAAAUGUCUCCCCCCCAAAAAAAUUAUACUAGAAAUUUUUAAUUAUAAUCAAAUAAGUAUGCCUUAAGGAAUGUUAAAUUUACUUUUAAAAAAAAUAUUGAAAUACUAUUUAAAAUUAUGAUUCAUGUACACAAAUAGAUGUCUUAUUUAAAACUUCA